Dovyalis caffra is the source of this 1182-nucleotide messenger RNA. NCBI's taxonomy places the organism in Eukaryota, Viridiplantae, Streptophyta, Magnoliopsida, Malpighiales, Salicaceae. The record is from the annotation of a GenBank genome assembly.
AUGAAGAGAAACGCAAAGCAUAUAGAAGAAGAAGAAGAGAGCAUGAAGUACAGCAAUAACAAUGGUGGAGUGGCAUGGUCAAGAGGGCCAUUAAUUGGCAAAGGAGGGUUUGGAUCAGUUUAUUUAGCAAGUUUAAAGAAUAAAAAAUCAAGUAAUGGCUAUUAUCCUCCAGUUAUGGCCGUCAAGUCCGCUGAGGUCUCUGCUUCUUGUUCGCUUCAAAAGGAGAAAGAGGUAUUUAACUGUCUCAAUGGCUGUCCUUUUAUUAUCAAGUGUUUUGGUGAAGAAACUACUAGCAAUGAAGAUGGUGAGAUGUUUUAUAAUGUGUUGUUAGAGUAUGGAUCAGGAGGGACCUUAGCUGGUCUUAUCAAGAAAUCUGAUGGUGUUGGUUUGUCUGAAUUGGAUGUGAAGAGAUACACUAGGUCUAUUCUUGAAGGGAUUUAUUAUAUUCAUAGUCAUGGCUAUGUGCAUUGUGAUCUCAAGCCUGAGAAUAUACUGCUUGUUUCCAGUAAUACGAAGGCAGGUGAAUUUUUGCCAAAGAUUGGGGAUUUUGGGUUGGCAAAGAAAUCUGAGACGAGGAACAAGAAAAGGAAAAUUGACCCUUAUUUAAGAGGCACUGCUUUGUACAUGGCACCAGAGACUGUGGGAAAUCAUGUGCAGGAGCCUCCUUGUGACAUAUGGGCUCUUGGAUGUGUUGUUCUUGAGAUGCUUACUGGGAAGCCAGCUUGGGAUUUGAAACCGGAUGUUACUACUGAAGAACUUCUGAGAAAGAUCGGUGAUGGCUAUGAAUCGCCUAAAAUUCCUUCUCAUAUUUCGAAGGAUGCAAAAGAUUUCUUGAAAAGGUGUUUUGUGGCCAAUCCUAUGUUCAGGUUUACUGCUGAGAUGUUGCUGGAUGAACCUUUCAUGUCAGGAGUGGCUUUAGAUGGUGGUGACUUUGUGGAGACUUUGGAUGCAGAAAGGGUGGAAUGGACAGUCACAUUAUGCGGGACAGAUGAUGAAUUUAGUGGUUCCCCAUUUUAUGAAGAAUGGAGCUUCUCAUCAGAUGAUGGUUCGUGUUUCUCUCCUUGGUCUGAUGAUGAAGAGGGUAUUGCCAGUGAUGUUGAUGCAAUGAAGCAUGCAUCACGGGUUGAAGCAAACCCAGUGGAACAGUAUCCACCAAGCUGCACUAUACCUGCUGGUGCAUAG